AUGCAGGACCUGAACCACACCUCCGACUUCGAAAUGCCAAAUUUGGCCGACUUCGACAUCUUCGGCCCCAAUGCGUCGAUGCUGCAGAACCUUCGCGACACCUCAGCCUCAAACCGCCGGCGUUCCAGCUACGUCGUGAUGAACUACAACCAAUACAGCAGCAAUCAGGAUCCUCAAGGCAUCUGGAAUCCCUACAAGAACGCCAAGAAUGAGUUUCACAACUAUUGUGGCUCGAAGGGCGAGCCGGUGACGCUCGGGCAGCUCUAUAACGACGUGUCCGUCACUUGCAGCGGAUAUUAUACCGGCCAUGACAACUGUGGGUAUGCCACCUGCGGUCAAGGUGAGGUCAUUGAGCAGAUCGCUUUUGGCCGGACCGCGACAAGCGGCAAUCAUCCGGUUCUCACCUUGCGGUGCCGUGCAAUUUGCGGCAUCAAGCUCGAGCAUGGUUGCUACUGGACUGCUGGAUCGCAUCAAACGGCCUCGGGCUUCUGGACGAAAGAAAGGCGGAACGGUCAUAAUUGGGAAGGUCCUGCAGUGGAUGGGCCAGCUUGGGUCUACAUGGAUGUCAAUUGGUGGGGCUGGGCUACAGACCCUCGAAGGGAACCUCUCUUGGUACAUCACCAGAGCGAUCGAGUUCUUACAGGGAUGGCCUACUUUACGAAGGAAGGCUGGAUGCUUCGAUGGUGCAAGACGGGGCCUGUGAAUGCGCACCACUCCACCAACUUUCCCUGGCAGAGUGAGAUCAACAAGGAUCCGGACAUUGAUAUGCCCCGACUUCCCGUUACUAACUGGAUGGUGUACCAGAGGGUCGAGAGUAACAGGCACUUCUGGGACCAUUUCUUUGCUCACCACUGGUCCUUCGCAUACCAGCAGCAGCGGCUCUACUGCACCGAUACUCCCGUGUUUGGCCCCGGCUGCAGCGCUUGCGAGGCGGGAACGGUUCCCGUGACCCCCGGCUCGGACCAAUGCGUCGCCUGUGGCACCGGCCUCUACACGGAUAGGAAGGGCUGGCCUUCGUGCAAAGUCUGCCAGGUGGGCUACGAGACUCGCCGUCGGAGGGCGCAAAGCUGCGAGCCGUGUGCAGCGGGCAGGUACCAAGAUGCCUUUCUGGUCGCGCAAGGUCUCAGCUGCAAGAGCUGUCCAGCCGGCCACUUCUCCGAUGCUGGCGCCGCCGUGUGCACCGCCUGUUCCAGCGGGAAGUUCGCCGCCAACGCGGGGCAGUCGGAGUGUGAGACGUGCUCCCCGGGGACUCAGUCUUAUCCCGCGGCUACGGCGUGCUUCAGCGACUGCCCGUGCAGUCAGGCAUUCAACUGCAGCUGUAGUUUCGGGCAGCGCCUCUCCUACAACGUCACCGUGCCUGUUGCUCCGAAAGGAACACAGUACAAAGUCCGGAUGAAGUUUAUCGGGGACAAGAUCAGCUCCUGUCGUCUGAUGGACAAGCCCGUGACGGAUCUCAACAUGAACAGCUCCUGCGACGAGGCGAUGGAUGCGACCGGAUCGAACUACAGCGGGUGCCAAGACAGGACCACCUCCGGACGCUUGUGCUUGGCCUGGAGCGCCCGUCUGACCGAGCUCGAGGACAGGAUGGGAAGGGCGCUCAACCAGAGUGAGAGAAUGGUCGCGGGCCUCGAGUCGAGCUUCUGUCGCAAUCCCGACAACUCUUCAACCAUUUGGUGCUACGUUCAGGAUGAUGAGGUGGCGUGGGAGUAUUGCCAACCGAAGGUUGAGCGUGUCUUCGAGACAACCAUGAGGCUCCUGGGCCUGGGCUCGGCCACGAUUCGCCUCUCCGGCGAUCGAGAGACCUGUCGGGGUCUGCAGGAGUUUUCGGUGCUUCAUCCCAUGAAGGCAACCUGGGGUACGUGCCGAAGCAGUGCAAGUCGAGACACCUGGCGCAUCCUGCCCGUGGCCGCAUCGCCAGGAAGAGUUUUGCUUCAGUUCACUGGCAAUGCUCGGCACUUGUGCGCUGGCCAGGAUGGCCAAAUGCUCGACUGCUACGAGCACGACCUGAACCAGCUGGUGCCUAUGGAAUCUCUCCACGAAAGUAUCAGCCAAUGGACCAUGAAAGAGCAUGGGAACGUGGAGCACCGCUGUGGUAUUGAAGACCAUUCCACCUGCUCUCCAGUUACUGUCAGCUCGAAUGGCAACCCCUUGAAGCUCUUGGUCUCGAUGGGGAAGGUGGGAGAUCCAGUCGGCCAGCACUUCCUGUCCAAGGUGCAGCUGAAGAACACCUCAGUGCCCGGCCAGUUCCGCUACAGCUAUUGGAUGGCCAGCGGCGUCUUUGAUUCUGCGAAUUGCUAUGACCUGCAGACAGACUGCGUCCAGGCCACAGACUCGGAGCUCUACCAGCUUGAGGCGCAUCGCGUUCAAUGUGGCAGAGGCCAAGCUCUGCAAUCGGUGGCCUUCCAAACGUGUCCUCAGGGGUACCAGUAUGCUUAUCGCUGCUGCGACUUGCACGGCAUGGGCGGUUGCGAUCUCGAGCUGACGCCAUGGACGAAGCGCGAGCCUUCGGUUCAAGGACGCAUCGAGGCCUUGGCGAAGCACGUGAUGAGCUGCAAGGACUUCCAGUUACCAUAA
Molecule: messenger RNA, 2574 nt
Organism: Symbiodinium sp. CCMP2592
Lineage: Eukaryota; Dinophyceae; Suessiales; Symbiodiniaceae
Source: the annotation of a GenBank genome assembly